Messenger RNA from Cadophora gregata, 1378 nucleotides. RefSeq lists its product as uncharacterized. Gene Ontology annotation, molecular function: mRNA binding. The coding region runs from base 450 to 1154 and encodes 234 amino acids. The record is from RefSeq and is a predicted model, not a curated record. NCBI's taxonomy places the organism in Eukaryota, Fungi, Ascomycota, Leotiomycetes, Helotiales, Ploettnerulaceae. The transcript has 2 exons.
CUUGAAUCUUCAAUCUUCGAUCGCACGUCGCAACAUCACAAAACACGUCACCCUAACCGACGUUUCCUGUCGAAAGAUACGAAAUAAACCACUGCGUAGCAAGCGCAAGAGGUCUCCCAUCGAAAUCUACAUCCUCACCUCAUCCAUCUCUACCUGCUCGACCACCACCUUCCUCUACACCGGCAUUUAAACCAGCCUACAAUGCUGGACGCGGUGCACCAUCCUCAUCGUUCACUGGCUUCGCGCCUAGAUCCGUAGCCGCAGCGGCGCCCCAACCAGCCUACCACCCAUAUCCACAACCAGCAUACCCUCAACAAGCUUACAGCGGAUACUCUGCACAACAACAGCCAGAAGCAGCCUAUGGCGCCGCACCACAAAUUCGCAACCCAUUUGCACCUCCUAGUCAGACUGCCGGCGCAGCAGGAAGAGGUUACGAGGAGGAUCCUGAAAUGGCAGCGCAGAUCGCACAAUGGCAAUCGGCAUAUGCGGGUAAAGACACCUCGACAGCUUCUUCUGGUGGCUAUACUGGAAUUGUCAGAAGAUAUCCAGCUGGUGAGACAUCAGGUGCUGCAACGUCGGCGAAUGCUGCUCCAUUAGGCGGAAGGGCUGAUGGACCCAGCAUGAGCAAUGCAGCUAUGACGAGCGCAGCCCACAACGACACAGGUGUAGCCACAGUUGUCAAUGAUGCUAAGACCAAUACAAAGACCGUCGUUCGUUCUGGCGGUGGAACCACUUGGACCGACUCCUCACUCCUUGAAUGGGAUCCAGCUCAUUACCGGCUCUUCGUAGGAAAUCUUGCUGGCGAAGUCACGGAUGAGUCACUCCAAAAGGCAUUUGCACGCUGGCCAUCUGUUCAAAAGGCUCGUGUUAUCCGGGAUAAGAGAACCACCAAGAGCAAAGGAUACGGAUUCGUGAGUUUCAGCGAUGGAGAUGACUUUUUCCAGGCUGCGAGGGAUAUGCAGGGCAAGUAUAUCGGAAGUCAUCCAGUUCUCUUGAGAAGAAGCACAACGGAAAUCAAGGCCGUCACGCCGAAGGAUCAGAGAAAGGGGAAGAACAAGGGGAAGAAUAAUGGCAAGGGUGAGAAGGACAAGACUGGUGCUGGAGUUCAGAAGGCAGGCAGCAAGACGAAGGGCGGUUUGAGAGUGUUGGGAUGAACUUCGCUGCUGUACAAAAUGUUUACGAUUCCCAAGGCGAAGCGAGGUUUACUGGCGUUAUGGCAAGGAUUAUUCCGGAGCGAGCUUUUGAUCUCCGUGAAUUAUGACGAAUGGGUAGGAUGAAUUCUGCUUGGUGGACUCUUUCCUUCGAAGAAACCGGCUCUAGAGAUAAAUAUCAGCAGUUUAUAAUUCAAGAAGAGAAUCAUUUGCAUGCGGUAUACGCC